AAUGAAAAAAAGAUUAAUUUAAAUGAUUUCUUGGUCCAUUUGAAAUCCUUUAUUGUUCCAAGCAGAAGCCAAGUGUUAUUCUACUUGUCAAUGUCACGACAUCUUCGAAUACACCAAACAGGCUGUGAAUUACAAGUGAUCUGUCAUCAUUUCGAUGAAACUUGCGAUAGCGCAGAUUUUUUUCUUGGCACAAAAGAGUGUUUCUUUAGUUUUAAAUGA
Molecule: messenger RNA, 219 nt
Organism: Angiostrongylus costaricensis
Lineage: Eukaryota; Metazoa; Nematoda; Chromadorea; Rhabditida; Metastrongylidae
Source: the annotation of a GenBank genome assembly